Messenger RNA from Alosa sapidissima (American shad), 1646 nucleotides. It is a transcript of the gene tmem179aa, whose product is annotated as transmembrane protein 179a, genome duplicate A. Bases 28 to 726 code for a protein of 232 amino acids. The transcript has 4 exons. The record is from RefSeq and is a predicted model, not a curated record. Lineage: Eukaryota; Metazoa; Chordata; Actinopteri; Clupeiformes; Clupeidae.
UUGUGUUUGGCAAUAAAUGGAGGAGAGAUGGCCCUUGACAAUUUUCUCUUUGGCCAGUGCAUCCUCUAUUUUUUGGCAUUCCUUUUUGGCUUCAUUGCCGUUGUGCCUCUCUCGGAAAACGGCGAUGACUUUCAUGGAAAAUGCCUGCUGUUCACUCAGGGAAUGUGGCAGAACGAGAAUAUGACGGUGGGAAAGCAGCGGUUCAUGGUGGAGGAAUGGGGUCCGGAGACAUCCUGCCGUUUCAUCACAUUCGUCGGCAUCGUUUCGCUCAUUCUAUCUGCGGUGCAGGCAUGGCGAACCCUGUUCUUCCUCUGCAAAGGCCAGGAUGAUUCUUUCUUUCAUGCUUUCCUCAACCUGCUGCUCAGCUCACUGGUGGUGUUUGUAGUGUUUGUGGCCAGCACCAUUUCAAGUGUGGGCUUCAGCUCCUGGUGUGAUGCUAUCACUGAGAAUGGAGCUAUGCCAAGCAGCUGUGAGGAUCUGCAGGACACUGAUCUGGAACUGGGUUUGGACAACUCCUCCUUCUACGACCAGUUUGCCAUCGCACAAUUCGGCUUGUGGUCAGCCUGGCUGACAUGGCUGGGCAUCACCGUGCUGGCCUUCCUGAAGGUCUACCACAACCACCGCCAACAGGACCUCCUCGACAGCCUGGUCCAGGAGAAAGAGCUGCUGCUGGGUCGCUCGUUUCGCCGCGGCUCCGACAUGGAGGAGAAGAACGCCCUGAUCUGAGCGCGUGCGGCCCAGCCCCAAAGAUAUUCCCCUUCUUCCAUCGAGAUUUCUUCCCACAACGCAAUCCUUCUCCCCCCUCCUCCUCCCCGUGGCCAGUGAAGGCCGUGAUCAGUAAUCAGAGGCCCAUUGAAAGAGCGCCCCAUAGCCCUCUACAGCCUCGUCUUUAAUUAACCACAACCACAUUGAUUAUAGAAUGAGUUAAAGACACUAAUGCAUUUCCAAUGGGAUCACUUGUUAUUUGUAGUAGUUUGCAUGAUUUCUAGUCUGUUGAUAGGCACUAAGAGAGGGGGCACUAAGCAGUGGUAAAAUCAACCUGGAGAAAACAUAAUGUCUUUCUUUUCCCUAAAUUCUAGUCAUAUUGUCUAAUCUGCACAUAGUGAUAGAAAGCCAAUUGGCAUACAAAGCAAAUUUUAUUAUGGUGCAGGCGUCAAGGGUGCCAGUCUUCCAUAUUUUUCUCCCAAAUAUCAUUACUCGUUAUUCAUACCAUCCCAAACUCCCAUCUUACAUCUAAUAUAUCCGCAUCUUAUAUACCACGAUUAGUUUGGCAUAUGUAGGCCUAUGAGAACCUGCCAUAUGUAUGCCAACAAGCUGUAAGGAUCUCUUUGUUCCAAUUGUCGCUCCAAUGUAAUGGGAACAUUUAGAUACUUAAUCUACAGUAUUGCAUGACUACAGUGGGUUUGUUCAUUCAGCCGCGACAUCUGUAUUCAAAAUAAGCGCAGGGUUUACAAGAAUGGUGGAAUUGGCAUGGAUGCACUGUGAGGGAACUAGGCUGGUCACAAUGAGGAACACUGUUGUCUUAUCAAUCACAAUGAAAUGCUUACGUGCGGCCACUUGUCUGUGUGUAUGUCACAAGACUGUGUUCCAGAAAGAAACUGCCAAGUGUAAUAAUGGAUCAUUAAAGACUUUUGAAGAAAGAGUUA